This is a messenger RNA of Lytechinus pictus (painted urchin), 7223 nucleotides long. RefSeq lists its product as uncharacterized. The record is from RefSeq and is a predicted model, not a curated record. The transcript is spliced from 9 exons. NCBI's taxonomy places the organism in Eukaryota, Metazoa, Echinodermata, Echinoidea, Temnopleuroida, Toxopneustidae. The coding region runs from base 306 to 815 and encodes 169 amino acids.
UGCAGCUAGCAGCGCAGGGGUUCGAAGUUCGGCACACGUAUAUGGUUGACGCUCCCACAUCGCUGCGAAGCACAUCGAUGAGAAGUACAUUGGCUAUAGGCCGAUAUUUCAUUGAAAUCUUCAAAAUAUGAAAAAUCUGACUACCUAAGUUACGGCAUAGACUGUUCGUUCCUGUAUUUUGCUGGACAUUAGAAUUACCAAAGUUACAGCAUAGCUUGUUCGUUCCUGUAUUUUGCUUGAAGUUAGACUUCCCGUAAACAAAGAAGAACAGGUGCAAGCCCGAUAUGAGCCUCUAAUGGAAGCAGAUGAUGAUGAUGAUGAUGAUGAUGACAAUAGCAAUAAGAACAUCAAAACCUUCAAGCAGACAAGGCAAGUUAAGGGAGCAAGGAAGAGAUUCUGCUAAGCACUCCAACCGAAGAACGUGUAAUAUUCUGGGAAAGAUGAAGGAUUUGAGACGGUACAGAGUUCAUGCAGGAGGCAAACAAAGGAACAAGAAAGGUCAGCCGACGUACCAUGAUAGAAGGGAAGAGAGGAUAACAUUAGGACGUUAUCUGCUGAACCGAUUGAUGCAUGUUGACAACAGAUGUCAAAAGGGAGGAGAAUGUUUAUCUGAUAUCUUAGAAAAGCAAGAAGGAAAGAAUAAAGGGUACCAACAAGAACCCAAACACCAACAAUGUGAUAACUCCUCUUGGGGAUUACUGCCUGACUUGCGGUUAUUAGACCGCUUUUCAUCUAAUGAUUUGGGACCAUGUAGGAGUGUGCAUAGUGUACAAAGCCAUUCAUUUAUGCAGUUUCACUCCAUUGGUUUGUAUUGAUGAAAUUUAUAUCCAAUCCCAAUCGGUGCCAUACAAGCCUGGUGUCUGUAAAUGCUCCUGUGAGUAAUGUGCUGACCAGGUUUAUCCCUCAAAUUGUUAGUGAACGGAGCAGCUGGAGGAUCCCAGCCCUUGGUGAUAAAUGCUGGGUAUUGUGGUGAAUAAUAAUGUUUAAUAUCAUCAAAACACUUGUCUACAAACAGGAAAAACAAUUUAGAAAUUUGUUUUAUUGACAAGAUUUGAUGAUGAUAACUUAUGAAAUUUAGAUAAUUGAAAAUGUGUCACAGAUAUGUAAUCCCCUCUCACCCAUAUUUAGUGUUUGUCGUCCAGUUAAUCAUUUGUCGUCCAGUUUAUCAUUACUCUAAACAAAAGACUUUAAUGAAGAACACACCUUCAAGACAAGGAUUGACUAACUCCUCACUACUUGCGCACUUAUUUCAAAGAAAAACGUUUAUCAACCAUAAUCUGUCAGUCUCAUUGGCUACCAGACAAAUCGCCUGCCCACAAAUGCUACAGGUCCUUGAAAUUGUCAAAGAAAAGACCACUUAGAGGACAUUGGCUCGUCUAAAAUGUAACUGGAAACCAUUUAUUGAAAAUUUGGAAGCUGAAAAGAGUGAUAGUGAUAAGUUCACUUUAAUUUUGCACAAUAUACAAGGAUUAAGACAACAUUUUUUAGAUCUUCGUUCCCAACAACAAUUUAUGAAUGCAAACAUAAUUUGUUUGACUGAGACAUGGAUUAAUGAUGACAACAUUUUAAAUAUUUUUAUGGAUGAACAUGAAUUCUACCAUCAGCCACGUAGUCUUUCAUACAAUGAAUCUGGAAAUUCAGGCAAAUUUAAAGACCUAGCACACGGCGGCGUUGGAAUGUAUGUGAAGAAAAUUGACACGAGCAGAUUAAACAUAAAUGUGGAUAAUUUGGAGUUUAUUGCAGUUCUUAUUAGUAGAUCUCCUUCUCUUGUUGUUUCAGUCGUAUAUCGACCUCCUUCUUAUGAUAUUAAUCAUUUUUGUCAAAAUUUGACUGAUUUGAUAAAUGAACUGAAUAAAAGAUGCACAAGAUGUAUUAUAACAGGUGAUUUUAAUGAAAAUUUGAUGAAAGGAUCAUCAAAGAUACAUCAGUUAAUGUCUAUGAAUGGUUACAAACAGCAUGUUAUGAAUCCUACAACAGAGAGUGGAACAUUAAUAGAUCAUGUUUACAGUAAGGGAUUAGACUCAUUAGAAGCUGAAGUCAUUCCUGUGUAUUAUAGUUAUCAUGAAGCAAUUCAAGUAAUAUUUUAGUUGACGUGAAAUGAAAUAAAAAUACUCAUGUACCCGUUUUCUAUUGAAUUUUGGAAGUGUUUACUUAAGAUACAUUAUAGUAACAUCCUAAAUCAAGAAGCAUUAAUUUUGAGGCAUGUAAAAAAAAAUCAUAUUGAGUGUAAUAUGAUUGUGAAUGCAGUUUGUUAAUGUAUUAAAAUAUCUUGACUGUUAUUUAUCGUACGAUACAGAUGUCAAAAGGGAGGAGAAUGUUUAUCUGAUAUCUUAGAAAAGCAAGAAGGAAAGAAUAAAGGGUAAGUGUAGAUUUAAUUUUGUAUUGAUCAAAUAGUUAUGAUUGCAAAAUGAAAAAUUUAACAUAUUUUGAUAAAUGAAAGUCUGCAUAGAUUAUGAAUAAAGGCAAUUUUCAAAAGAGCUCUGCAUUUAUGAAUACAUUAAUUAAAAAAAAAGGAUAUUCAACCAAGUAUAUUUAAAUCAAGUUCAAAACAUUACAUUUCAUGUAAAGGACAUUAUGACAAUGCCUCCACCCACCAAAGGUGCUGCCAGAGACAUUAUGUUUUCGGGUUGUCCGUCCGUCCGUCCCACUUUCGUUCUCGCGAUAACUUAAAAACCAGUCAACUAAUCAACUUCAUACUCGGCUCGAGGACACCUAUUUGGGUGACGAUGAGCUGAGUAGUUUUUGGGUCCAAAGGUCAAAGGUCAAAGGUCAUAGAAUUCAAUAAAAUACAUAAGAAAUAGACCUUUCUCACAAAAAAUCAAAAACCCUUUGACAGAUCAAUUUCAAACUUGGCUCAUGUGUGCAUAUACAAGUGACAAUGAGCUGAUAAGUUUUGGGGUCUCAAGGUCAAAGGUCAAGGUCAUAAAAUUCAAUAAAAUACAUAAAAAAUAGACUAUUCUUGUAAUAACUCUAAAACCUUUUGACAGAUCAACUUUAAACUUGGCUCAUGUGUACAUAUACAAUAGACGAUGAGCUGAUUAAAUUUUUUGAAUGUCAAGGUCAAAGGUCAAGGUCAUAAAAUUCAAUAAAAUACAUCAAAAAUAGACCGAUCUCAUGAUAACUCCAAAACCCUUUAACAGAUCAACUUCAAAACUGGCUCAUGUGUGCAUAUACAGCUGACAAUGAUCUGAGUAGAUUUUGGGUCUCAAGGUCAAAGGUGAAGGUCAUAAAAUUCAAUAAAAUGCAUAAGAAAUAGAUUGUUCUAAUGAUAACUUUUAAACCCUUUGAAGGAUCAACUUCCAACUUUUUUCAUGUGUGCAUAUACAAGUGACAGUGAUCUGUUCAGAUUUUUGGUCUCAAGGUCACAGGAUUCAGUGAAGUUUAUAUGUUAUCUGACUAGAUUCUGCAGUCGCAAGAUCAAAGGUCUACUAUUUUAUACUUUAUGGAAAGAGAAACUAGGAUAUAUAUUUCUCGUCUGGCAGUGGCGGAGGCGUACAUUUCGACCGUGCGCAGUCAAAGAUUCGUCUGGUUUCAAAAUGCAAUUACUACUGCAAAGAUAUUUUAUUUUACAAUACAUGGUGUCAUAAGAAGCAUCAGUUUAUUAUUGCAACAGCAAUUAUCAAAAAGAAAUGAAACAGAAUUUGAAUCUAGUUUGGAAGUGAAAGAAAUGAAAACUUUCUACUAAGAAUGUGCUUUUAUUUUGAAUGAAUACAAAAAUCUUGUAAUUUAUAAUGACUACAUGGUAUACAUCGACUCAGAAAAAAGGUAGUCCAAGGGGGAGGGGGUUAUGGGACAAAGAUAUAUAAGUGUAUUGUGUAAUAGUUCUUAAUUUUCUUUACAUACCAUUUGCAGUUUCUGUAAUACACUGUGUAAUAAUGUUGUUCUCUCAAUGUUACUAUUAAGUACAGGUACCAACAAGAACCCAAACACCAACAAUGUGAUAACUCCUCUUGGGGAUUACUGCCUGACUUGCGGUUAUUAGACCGCUUUUCAUCUAAUGAUUUGGGACCAUGUAGGAGUGUGCAUAGUGUACAAAGCCAUUCAUUUAUGCAGUUUCACUCCAUUGGUUUGUAUUGAUGAAAUUUAUAUCCAAUCCCAAUCGGUGCCAUACAAGCCUGGUGUCUGUAAAUGCUCCUGUGAGUAAUGUGCUGACCAGGUUUAUCCCUCAAAUUGUUAGUGAACGGAGCAGCUGGAGGAUCCCAGCCCUUGGUGAUAAAUGCUGGGUAUUGUGGUGAAUAAUAAUGUUUAAUAUCAUCAAAACACUUGUCUACAAACAGGAAAAACAAUUUAGAAAUUUGUUUUAUUGACAAGAUUUGAUGAUGAUAACUUAUGAAAUUUAGAUAAUUGAAAAUGUGUCACAGAUAUGUAAUCCCCUCUCACCCAUAUUUAGUGUUUGUCGUCCAGUUAAUCAUUUGUCGUCCAGUUUAUCAUUACUCUAAACAAAAGACUUUAAUGAAGAACACACCUUCAAGACAAGGAUUGACUAACUCCUCACUACUUGCGCACUUAUUUCAAAGAAAAACGUUUAUCAACCAUAAUCUGUCAGUCUCAUUGGCUACCAGACAAAUCGCCUGCCCACAAAUGCUACAGGUCCUUGAAAUUGUCAAAGAAAAGACCACUUAGAGGACAUUGGCUCGUCUAAAAUGUAACUGGACUCUGUGAUGGGUCACUUUCUAUAAAUUUGUUUAUUAUCAUCUGAACAAUUUCAGCUUUCUUAUCAUUGCAGAAUUUUUGUUUAUUUUGAUUUUCAACAGUUUUUUUAAAUUAUAGUUCACAAUCUGCUUCAUAUGUAAACCCCAACUGAGAUGUGCAAUACAAAAAGAAAUCAAAAGUAAAUCAAUGAUUCAAGACUUAUAAAAGCCAUGUCCACCCCAAGAACAAAUGGAUUUGGACGAAAAGGGAAAAAUCAAACGAACAUGCUUUAUGCUGAAAAUUUCAUCAAAAUUGAAUGUUAUGUCAGUUCAAAGUUUUUCUGUAUUCAGCAAAACAGUUAUAUACACAUCAUGCUUUGUAUGCAAUUUAGAAAGUGAUGACAUCAAGUCACUAUUUCUUUUGUAUUUUUAUUAAAUAAAAUAUGAAAUAUUUCAUUUUUUCCUCCUUAGGAAACAAACCAAGUUUGAUUCUAUUCUCACAUUCUUCAUAAACCAUUGAUAAAACCUGUUGUGAAGAAAUUAAGUGUAUCUGUGUUAUCAUAUUUUCAAAAACAUGAAAUUUGGUAUGAUUUAUGUAAUAAAAUGCAAAAGAAGUAGUGAGUAUGUGACAUCAUCAACUCAUUGAUUUGGACAUGACCACGAUUUGGUUAUAACUGUUUUGUAUAAGAUAACCAAUAUUUUAAAAUUACAUUACUUUCUUAUUUUCCAUGCAAUUUGUAUUAAGUGUGUGACAUAAUGUUUCCUAGAUUGUCCUCUUUUGGUUCAAAUAAAUUUUUGUUGGGGGUGGACUACUCCUUUAAGGAAAGUGUCUUAAAUUGGUUACUUAUGUUACAUUUUUGUAUUGUUUUAUAUUAUCCAUUUACUACUGUUUUAUUUGUCACUGCACUUGAGUGUUUCGUGAUUACCAAUGUAUUCAGAUAAUUGGAAAUUCAGUUUUGCUGUUGUGAUUCUUUUGUGAAAUGGUGAUUGAAUGUAAAAAAGAAAAUUUGCAUCCAUUUUAGAUUUCAGUUCAUAUGUCUGCCUUUUGGAGAAACAGUUACCUGACUAGAUUUCAAAGUGUGAAGAUUGAAGGUCUAUAGUGUUUUUUUGUUCAUGGAAAUAGAAAGUAAGAAAUAUUUUUCUGGUCGGGCAGUGGCGGAGGCAUACAUUUUGACCGUGCACAGUCGAGAUUUAUCUAGUUUUCAAUGAGAAUUGUGGCAACAUCAUUUUAAUCACCAAAAAACAUAGAUUGUUUUGACUGAGUAAAAGUAGAAAUAAUGACACAUUUAUGAAUUUUGGGAGAAAAGUUUAUUUGAUUUGUUUUGAUCAUUACAGCAUUUUAAAGCCUGACAGUCAUUUACAUAAUAUUGCAUAACUUGAGAACCACAUAUAUGAAUUUGAUAUCGAACAAUGUGCAAAGCUUGUAUGUAAAUUGUGUUGAACCACUGUGUUGAUGAGUUCUCAACAUUGUCAGUUUUCACAGUUGAUUUAACACCACAAAAAAUUAAGCCAGUUAUAUUUAAAGAGAUCUUCAUUACCAAUUGACCUGCGUGAAUGGUAAAACAUCCCACUAUUCAUAAAGGAAAGUUAUUAUUUUAGUUUCUCUUUAUACAUCAGUAACUGACAUUGUCUAAAGCAAGCUAAAGAAUUUUUAUUCCUCUGCUCAUCAAAAGUGGUUGCCGGUGGCAUUAUGUUUUGGAUUAUCCGUCUGUUCGUCCAUCCGUUCAUCUGUCUGUUCAUUCCAUUUUUGUUCUCGCAGUAACUCAAAAACCAUUUCACAGAUCAACUUCAACUUGGACCAUAUAUGCAUUAGGUGCUCAAAAUGAUUUCACACAUGCGUAUGCAUGUAUGUAUCGUUAGAAAAAAAUUAAUAUUCAUAUUCUGUUGGUACAUGAUCUCAUUAUUUAGGGUUAACAGAUCAAGGUCAAGGUCAGAAAGUUCAAGCAAGUACAUAAUAAAUACUCUGUUCUUGCUACAACUCAAAAACAGUUUCAUGGAUUCACUUGAAACUUGAAUCCUGUAUGGAAUGGCGGUGAAGAAGAUCUCAUCAGUUUAAAGGUCAUGAGGUCAGAGGUCAAGUUCACAAAAUAAAAAAAAAAUAGAUAAAAAUACUCAUUUUUACUUUUACAAUUUUGUAGAUCAUCUUGUAACUUUGAUUGUGUAUGCAUCUGUAAUGAAUUUUUGCUUUUCGCUUAAUGGACUUUUUGCAAAAAAUAUCAAACAACAAAAAUGGUCUACUCCACCAGGCCCCCCCCCCCCCCCCUCUUCCCAGUGAAUUGUUAAACUAAGCAUCACUUUUCUGUUUAGAUGCAGUAUUUUGCAAUAAUACAUUAUAUGAAUGAAACUUUAUGUAUGUAGUCUGUGUAUGUAUUUAGGAUCCCUAUGAUAUUGGAAUAACAAUGUAAGCCCAAGCCUUCAGGGCUUUGGGUAACAGUUAAAAUGCUGUGAACCUUUUAAUUUGAUUAUUAUGAAUUAUUUGUUGAUCAUUGUUAUUGUAUUUAUAUUUUCUUUUUUAUGUUCAGAAAUCUGUCAUUAUCUUUUAUGGCUUUUGAUUGUACAAAUAAAGAUAGAAAAUAAAAAUACUAAAGAGUA